Molecule: messenger RNA, 907 nt
Organism: Peromyscus californicus insignis
Lineage: Eukaryota; Metazoa; Chordata; Mammalia; Rodentia; Cricetidae
Gene: Rab5if
Product: RAB5 interacting factor
Exons: 4
Coding region: 186-575 (129 amino acids)
Biological process (GO): mitochondrial respirasome assembly
Source: RefSeq, a predicted model, not a curated record
GCCUGCUCCGUGGAGCUCGCGAGCCGGCGGCUUGGCAGAGCGAGGGGGAUCCUCGGCGUGCCUCCGAACCUCAGUGCCUGGACUGUCGCCGCCGCCCCGCGCGCCGAGACCCGCCACCCCAGACCCCGACUCCUUUUGGCUCGGCCCGCGCGCCCCAGGCCCGGCUCGGGCGGCGCGGCGGGAGGAUGAGCGGCGGGCGGCGGAAGGAGGAGCCGCCUCAGCCGCAGCUGGCCAACGGGGCCCUCAAGGUGUCCGUGUGGAGCAAGGUGCUGCGGAGCGACGCGGCCUGGGACGACAAGGAUGAAUUUUUAGACGUGAUCUACUGGUUCCGACAGAUCAUUGCUGUGGUCUUGGGUGUCAUUUGGGGCAUUUUGCCCUUGCGAGGCUUCUUGGGAAUAGCAGGAUUCUGCCUGAUCAAUGCAGGAGUCCUGUAUCUCUACUUCAGCAACUACCUACAAAUCGAUGAGGAAGAAUAUGGUGGCACAUGGGAGCUCACCAAAGAAGGGUUUAUGACUUCAUUUGCCUUGUUCAUGGUCAUUUGGAUCAUCUUUUACACUGCCAUCCACUAUGACUGAUGGCCUUUGCUCCCAUCUCUUCUGUCCAGUCCAAAGGACCCUUUUAUUAGAGCACAGAUACACGCUUGUUGGGGCACUCACGCCACAUGGAACUGAGAAGACCCAUGUCUCUUGGAUUUAGAAUCAGCGUGUUGGGCAUCGGCGUUUUCUGCAAGGGUUGUGAAACUUUUCAAAGAACCAUCUGCCUUUGGGGAAGCAUUUCUGAAUUUGUCCAUCAUCAACCAUUUUUCUUGGAUACCAUCAUGUAACAGCUGUUUGCCAAGUGGAGCUGCUGUUUAAUCUAAUGCGCCUCUGGAUCCGGAUGAAACAUUAAAUUGUCUUCCUUAGUUCUC